AUGUCAACGACUAUUUCAAUUCCUGCAAAAUGUGGGAAUUCGAGUCACGUGGAUCACAACUUCUCGAAUAUUUGGAUACAUUCAACUGUAGUAUUCGAGUUUCCUAUCUCAAUACUCGCCAUUUAUUGCAUUCUCAGAAUUACACCAAAGAAUUCGGUGAUGGUUAGAGUAUUGUUGCUUCUACAUCAAGUCUGGGUGAACUACUACAGUUCCAUGAUCAACAUUGCCCUCUCUCCGGUCUUCUUCUUCCCAAAUAUCGUCAUGUAUACUCGUGGACUUUUUGACUUUAUUGAUAUUCCCAUCCGUUUUCAAGCCUACUCUAUUACCAUAGCGUUUGCUGGAAUGCUGUAUUCGAUAUUAUGUCUCUUUGUAUAUCGUCAUCAAUGCGUUCUCCCGGAUUCACAUAAACUGAAAAUGACUACAAAAACCUUCGUGAUGUUCACAUCAUUUCUGAAUCUUCUUGCAUUAGUUUACAUGGUCCCAUUUCUCUUAUGGGGACCUGAUCAAAGUGUAUCUAUCGAGAACUUGAGAAAGAGUUUUAUUGAACCUCCGUGUGAUCUUUGGGAACCUCAUAUCUAUGUUUUCCUUGAUGGUUCGGAUAAUCGUCUCCUAUAUUGUUAUUCUGUUGCUCUUUUUAUCACAACAUUAGGUGAAAUUCUUGUUUGUUCUUUGUCAGUUCAUGGAAUUUUAUCCACAUUGACGUUGAUUCUCAGUCAUAAACCAUAUCGAAGCGAAGCGACGAGAGUGAUGAGAAAGCUGACAUGCAGUAAGGGGAUUGAUUGGAAAGAGAAUUAUUCGGUGCUCUAA
Molecule: messenger RNA, 807 nt
Organism: Caenorhabditis remanei
Lineage: Eukaryota; Metazoa; Nematoda; Chromadorea; Rhabditida; Rhabditidae
Exons: 4
Coding region: 1-807 (268 amino acids)
Source: RefSeq, a predicted model, not a curated record